AUGUCGUCAGGACAGGGCGAAGGCGGGCUUUACCAAGACCUCGCCAAGCUCGCAGUGGAAUUGGAGUUUGAGUCUACAGAUGCACUACGGGAGUGGAUGGUUGAUGAACGACUAGUUCAAAGGUGGUGGCAGAUAUUCAACUAUUAUUGGCUGCUGCCUCAGCAGCAUGCCGCUACCACGGGCAAAAAUGGUCGCAAUCAAAGAGCCAACAGGGUAGAGUUUGAGCAGGUAGCACUUCACCUAGCAACCGACCUAGAAUAUGGCAGAUGCAAAAUAAACACCGAACUACUACAUGGAAUUCUGUUCCGGAAGCACCUCACAGUCCUAGAGGGUCAAUGGCGCGUCUGGUACGUCAUUCAGCGGUUGUGUUGGGAGGCCUCGCAGUCACAAUCUUCUGCACUACAAGACAGUACAACCAACCCGAAUCCUGUUCCUGUGUCAAGAGCUGAAGGCAUAGUUGAAGUUGCAUGGGUGAACAUGCCAUCUAUGCUGCCGGGAGGCAGGGCAGCUCGGUUUAACACCAUCCAUCGUGUCGCUAGGCUCACCUGGGAAGACUUCAAGUUGUCAGUCACCGAUCACUUCGAAUUGCCUCGGUUCAAGAUGUGGAUAUCGGAAAUGACCGUCCCUCAAGCAUCUUGGGACCGCCUCCAGCACAUCAGCCACGGAGAGGAGUAUGGCACCCUUGGGGAAGACGGCUUCUACGACUUCGUAAAGCUGUUAGUCCAGUUUCCCGGCCCAAUAAAAGUGUUGCUUUCCACUACAGAGAAGAAGCCUCUUGAGAUCACUGACGCACUUCGGGACCUUGAGCUCACCGACGAGCCUCGGAUGAUCUUGGACUAG
Aplosporella prunicola CBS 121167 is the source of this 840-nucleotide messenger RNA. RefSeq lists its product as uncharacterized. The transcript has 2 exons. The record is from RefSeq and is a predicted model, not a curated record. Lineage: Eukaryota; Fungi; Ascomycota; Dothideomycetes; Botryosphaeriales; Aplosporellaceae. Bases 1 to 840 code for a protein of 279 amino acids.